Rotaria sordida is the source of this 594-nucleotide messenger RNA. NCBI's taxonomy places the organism in Eukaryota, Metazoa, Rotifera, Eurotatoria, Philodinida, Philodinidae. The record is from the annotation of a GenBank genome assembly.
AUGCAAAAAUUUUCAUCAAUUUCAAUUGUUAUUGUAAUCUUUGCUAUUACUGUUAAUGUUCGAGGUGAAUAUAAUAAAUUAGAAUUAACAGUACAUUCGGCACCUGCCAUUGAUAUUACUAAUGUUGACAUUACUCCAAUGCCAAUUGUUAAUCCAGGACAAGCUUUUCUUACUUUUAUUGCUAAUCUCAAACGACCAAUUAAAACAAUACAAACUGCUUUAAAGAUUAAUCGUGCAGUAAGUGGUAUUAAUCUUCCAAUUAGAUGCUAUAAAGUUCAAGGUAUCGAAGUUGGUUCAUGUGCUUAUAAAGAUUUAUGUGCUGUACUUAAAACUAUGUUACCAUCAUUUAAACCUCAAACUUGUCCUGCACGUAUGGCUCAAUUUGGUAUUGAUUGUAAUUGUCCAUUCAAUAUUCCUGCUGGACCUUUGUCCAUUGUGAAUGAACCACUCGAAUUACCUGAUGCUCAAUCAAGUAUUGCUAAUUUUAUGGCUACAGGAGAUUUUGUUAUUCAAUUGGAUGCACAAGAUCAAGUUGGGCCGUAUGCAUCACUUACAAUUAAAUUUACUGUUAAAUCACAAAAGCAAUCUGGUUAA